Candidozyma auris is the source of this 891-nucleotide messenger RNA. RefSeq names its product Ayr2p (gene AYR2). Bases 1 to 891 code for a protein of 296 amino acids. Gene Ontology annotation, molecular function: acylglycerone-phosphate reductase (NADP+) activity; triacylglycerol lipase activity. Gene Ontology annotation, cellular component: lipid droplet; endoplasmic reticulum. Lineage: Eukaryota; Fungi; Ascomycota; Pichiomycetes; Serinales; Metschnikowiaceae. The record is from RefSeq and is a predicted model, not a curated record. Gene Ontology annotation, biological process: phosphatidic acid biosynthetic process; triglyceride catabolic process. The transcript has a single exon.
AUGACGAAAUAUGCUUUGAUCACUGGCGCUUCCUCGGGCAUUGGCUACCAAAUGGCGAUUGCUCUCCACAAGCGGGGCUACUCUAUCAUUGGCGUGAGUCCCCAAAGGGAUCUUUGGGGAAUGAAGCCUCUAGAGAAGGAGAUUGGUCUUGUGCCUUUGGCGUUGGACAUUACCAAGCCCAAAGACGUUGAGGCAGCUGCUGAAAAAGUUAGACAAAUCACUGGUGGUAGAUUAGACAUUCUUUACAACAAUGCUGGUAUCAGUAACCUUGGCGGCCCAGCCAUUGAGUAUGACGACGAUAAGUUGCGGUUGCUUUUCGAUGUCAACGUUCUAGGCCACAUGUUUAUGACCAAAUAUUUCAGUGACAUGGUGAUCGAGGCCAAGGGCACGAUUGUGUUUACCAGUUCGGUGGCUGCAAGAGUGCCGCUCUCUUGGGUUUCCGCGUACUGUGCCACCAAAGCUGCAAUCGACCAGUAUGCAUUGGGAUUGAGGGCCGAGAUGAAGCCAUUUGGCGUCAAAGUGCACAGUGUGAUCACCGGAGGUGUCAACACUGCCAUUUGCGACCCCUUGUCGACGCCAACGUUGCUCAGCGAUCGUUACGAUGUCCCUGGCAUAUAUGAGAGCAUCCAUGCGUCAGCCAACAUGAGCAGAAACCCAAAAACCAGCAUCAGUGCAGAAAAGUACGCCAACCAAGUGGCGCUGCAAAUCACCAAGAAGAGAGACGUUGGGUUCAAUAUAUACCGCGGGUACAGGGCGUACUUUUUGCAUUUCGUACGUUUCUGGUGCCCAUUGUGGUUGUGCGAGAUAGGUAUCCAGAAUCAUUUUAAGCAGUACGCUGUGCUCAGGGCGAUUGCAAAAUUGGUGCGCCAAAAGGAUAGACAGAGAAAGUGA